GCUGCUUCUGCGUUCUUCAACCGUCUUAAUUGAAUCAAGACUCUGAUUCUUUCUUUUGGCUGCCGUUUAAUUGUACGCGAGUAGACAGAAACAUGGCGAGCGCAGAACUAGCGCUUGUGAACAAGGUCGAGAUGAGGAUUGCCCUCGCCAGCACCGAUGCGAAGCUCGAGUCCCUCCUCAAGGUCUACCUCGCCCCGCUGCUCUUGAAGUUGAUCUCUCCUCAUCCUGCUGUGCGCAAUAAAGUGGUUUCGAUAUGUAACCAUAUCAAUACCCGUGUCAAGUCCUCAUCGAUCGUGCUCCCUGCCGAGACUCUUCUCGCUCAGUUUAAGAACCCACAGGUUGAAGGCGAUGCUGCUCUGAUGCGUAGCUUUUGUUUGAUGUACAUACAGAUGACCAUUGUCCGAUUGCCAGCUGAGCAACAAACCGCUAUCCUACCUGACCUCCUCAAAGGAAUUUCCUCCUAUGAUCGCACGUUCCAGAAAACGCUGUUUUCAAUCGUUCUCAAAGUCCUCCCACAAUGGAAAGCCCCGGACCGCGGAUCAACAGAAGCCGACAACAUCCGCUCGGCGUUUGGUUUCGACGAGUCUCCCGCUGAUGCUGAAUUUCUUUCAAAGCAUUUCACCAGUCUUUUGAUGCUCAACUACAGCGCCUUUUCUGGCGCCUAUGAGACUCCCGAGGGACUGUGUUGCCCCGGUGUCCCUCCUUCUGAAUUCGAAUUUCUCACGUCAAACUCGCGUGAUACAAUCCCAAGCGCAAACCUUGUUCCUAUCAAAAUGGCUGCCCUUAGAUUCUCUCAGGCUGUGUUGACGGAGAAAGAGCAGUUCUGGCCUGCAUUUGUGGGAUCACAAGAAAAUAUCAACGAGAUUGCAAAUGCUGCGAGUGACAUGCUGAAAAGAAUCACGGUUGACUAUGAAGACGAGGAUAUUGUCAAGGGUCUCUUCGAUUUAUAUCUGGGGACUGAGGACACUCCUCCAGUGAAUCCGCAGUUUGGAGCCCGCAUUCUGCAGCUCCUAUGUAAGAGUGCGCGGGCUGCAAACGACAUGUCGAAUACGGCCGACGCGAUUCAAUUCGGUAUUACAUCCGAGAACCCUCGUCUGAGAUCUGCUACCGUUGAGUUUGUGAACUGGGUAGUCAAAAUUGCUCGUCCUGAAACAAUUAAACCUGUUGCAAAGGAUCUUGUCGAAACCCUCAAGCAGCAUCUCCAAAAGUCUGGAUAUAUUGUAUCCCGGAGCGCUAACUCACAAGAGCUGCGACUGAGAGGUUUUGCAUAUGUUGCAAUGGGAUCUCUUAUCAAGCGCGCACCCGACAUUUUGAAAACAGAUUUUGACAUCAUCAAAAGUCUGUUUGACAGUCUUCAACAUGACAAUCCAGAUUUGCGGAAUUCGAUCCACGAGUCCCUUAGCAGUCUGAUCCCCGUCCUGGAUACUCUUGAUCAGGAGCAGACAGACAAGCUGAAGCCAAUUCUUCUGGAGCAAAUCAAUCUUGGCAGUGAGCACUCAAAUUGUCAGUUUCUGGCGCUCAGAUUCUGUAUCGCGGCCCUGCCAUUCAGUGAUCCUGUCGCGAGGUAUAUUUGCAUCUUGGGUUUGAAUCCCGCAAAUCGAGCCGAUGUGAUCAGCGAGGCCAAAAAGGGUCUCCAUCCAUACUAUUUCCAGAAAACCCAUCGGCCUGAAUUCAAAUUUGGCAAAGAAACAUUUGAUGGUCCUGAGUACGACUUUCCAGAGUUUAGUGAUAUGCUAGCAACGCUUGAGCAGAUGUGGUCUACUAAGGCAGAUGAUGGAUCAACUAGUUUCAAUGUCAAAACGGUCCCGCCUCCAAUUUUCGUUUCCUCUCUCCAAUUUGCCCGGCAAAUUUUGUUGAUGAAGGCUGUGGAGAAGAAUGCCAAAAUCUCAAUCAUCGAUGAAGGAUGGUCGCACAAACUUGACGAAGCCGUUGCGUUUGACGAUGGUGCUCGUCAAAAUGUGACUGAUCUGUUGGCAACUUGGCACUCAUCCGAGCCUGCGUUACGAAAGUAUACCGAAGUCGCGUUUUCUGGUUUUGCCUCUCAGAUUUCUGGGAUGUUUCCUGCUGGUGAAAUGUGGAUGGAGAUUCUAAGUAUGGGUCCGAAAGAUCUCGUCUCGUUCUGGACAGCCAGAGUCUCUGAGUUUGAAGCGCUCAGUGUAUCUGUCAGCUCAGAAACGCGAGUUCUUGCUGGACAUGCCUUGGGAAUCCUGUGUACCUCCUCGCAAUUGCCCGACGAGAGCAUCAAAGGUUUGAUCACUAAACUCAUGCAGAACAUUGAGGACAGCUCGAACCUUCCCCGAGCGCACGGAGCGACAAUCUCCCUUUCUUAUAUCAUUUCCCGAUUGCAGCUGAAGAAAGAUCUCGCGAUAGUGGACGAGUCCGAUUUGCAAAAGUACCUAUCAACUCUGUUGAAGAACCUGGAAAAGCAGUCAGUGACAGCUCUUCGCGAGGCUUCGAUCUCCGCCAUUUCUCAACUAGGAGCCUACGGUGUUCUUUCGAGUCUGCCCCAGGCAGACCUGGAGAAAGCUAGUGAUCUUUUGAUGGAAAACGUAAAGUCGAGCAAUAACGACCGUGCUAUGCAAGCCUUUGGUAACCUUUACGCUUGCUCUCCUGACGUUGAUGUGAAGAUCGCUGCUGCCGAAAGAAUUUUUGCCUUGCACGAGUCGAAGCAGAUCGAAUUUCUUCUCGGCAGUGGCGAAGCACUCACCUGUAUCGGAGCCGGAUGGGAUUCUACCGCUCUUCGUCGAACUCUUGAUGUUUGCGGCUUCGAGCCUCCUACAGUUGGCUACGAAGCACUCAACAUAAUUUUAGAUAAGGUUCUAGAGUUUUCAAAGACCACCAAGCCAUCUUUGAAAAAGAGUUCUUGCAUUUGGCUUCUGAGCUUGGUGCAGUUUUGUGGCCAUUUGGAGCCAGUAGUCUCGCGCUUGAAACUGAUGCACUUUGCCUUCCUAGGGUUUUUGGGUGAUCGAGAAGAUAUUGUACAAGAGUCGGCGUCUCGCGGACUCGGACUUGUGUACGAGAAAGGCGACAGUCGACUAAAAGACGAUUUGGUGCAUAGUUUGGUUCAGAGCUUUACUUCCGAUUCGCGUACUAGCGCUGCUGGACGGGUUUCAGCUGAAACACAGCUUUUUGAUCCUGGUGUGCUGAACACAGGAGACGGAUCAGUCUCCACUUAUAAAGAUAUUAUGAAUUUGGCGGCGGAAGCCGGAGAUCCCAGUCUGAUCUAUAAGUUCAUGUCGCUCGCUUCAAGUUCGGCGAUUUGGUCGACUAGAAAGGGAGCAGCAUUUGGGUUAGGAUCUAUCUUGGCGAAAACGAAUCUGGCCGACAUAUUCGAGUCCAACCCGCGCUUGGCCAAGAACCUUAUACCCAAGCUAUACAGAUACAGAUAUGAUCCGAAUAUGGCAGUUCAGCAGUCGAUGAGAGGUAUCUGGAACGCGCUGGUUUCUGAUUCUGCGAGUAUUAUCGAGAGUCAGUUUGACGAUAUUCUCGAAGAGCUGCUGAAACGAAUGGGCGACCGGGAAUGGCGUGUGCGUCAGGCGAGUGCUGCCGCUUUACAGGAUCUGCUGGAUAGUUCACAGCCUUCUAGAUACUCGGCGUAUUUGGAGCGGAUUUGGACUAUGAGCUUCCGCUCCCUUGACGAUAUCAAAGAGUCAGUUCGAACGCAAGGUGUAUCUCUAUGCCGCAGUCUUGCCAAUUCCUUGGUACGCAUCAUUGAUGUAGAGGUUGGAGCGUCUACUCAGAACGCUGAAGAGACCUUGACGACACUACUCCCGUUCCUGAUCGGCAACUCUGGUCUUCAGUCACAGGCACAGGAGGUCCAGAUGUUUUCUCUCGAGACUUUACUGAAGCUGAUUCAGAAAGGAGGAUCCGGUUUGCGGCCGUUUAUUCCCACGCUUCUUGAGGAGAUGCUGGGUCUUCUCUCGACUUUGGAGCCUCAAGCUGCCAACUACAUCGCACUGAAUGCGGACAAAUACGGCAUGACUGCGAACGCUAUUGACGCUACGCGGUUGGCUAGUAUCCGAGCAUCUCCUAUGAUGGAUGCAGUUGAUCGUCUGAUUGAUGUGCUCGACGCGCCGACGAUGAAGUUGGUGGCACCCAAGCUUUUGACUGUUAUUAGGAAAAGCGUGGGUCUACCCUCGAAAGUCGCUAGUAGUCGUGUGCUGGUGACGUUAGUCGUUCGACAUAUGGAUCUGAUCAAGCCGUACGCCGAUCGGUUUAUGAAGAGCUGUAUCGCACAGCUGUCUGAUCGAAACGAUACGAUUGUCUCGUCGUUCGCCUCGGCUGCUGGCUACCUUGCCCGUCUAUCCAGCGACGACCGCGUGCUGGAGCUAGUAGCGUACUCUGAGAAGCUCUACUUUGAAGGCGAAGAAGAGCGCCACCGCCAAAUCUCCGGCUCCAUAAUCCUCGCGCUGAGCAAGCACGCGCCCGACCGCGUGACAAGUCUGGCGUCGAGCAUCCUCCCGUUCGUGUUCAUCGCCAAACACGAUCAAGUCAAAUCGAUCCGCGAGCCAUUCGAGCACGCGUGGUCAGAGCACACGGGCGGCGUGGGCGCGAUCAAGCUUUAUUUCGGGGAGAUUCUUGAGAUUGCGCGAGACCAGCUCGAGAACCAGCGAUGGAUCGUGCGGCAGACCGCCGCGCUGAGCGUUACCGACGCGAGUAAUCUUGUCGGGAACCAGAUCUCGCAGACCGAGGAGCUGUUUACGAUCUUGAUUAAAGCCAGUACGGGAAGAAGCUGGGAUGGUAAGGAGAAAGUGGUGGACGGCCUUUGCGCGCUGGCGACGAAGAUGAAGGGGUUUGUUGAUCGGGAUGUGCAGUUGAGAGAUAAGUUGCUGAAGGUGUUUACGGUCGAGGCGGGGAGGAAUAACAAGGAGUACGCGACGAAGGCGAGGAAGGCGCUUGAGAAGUUUUGCGGGGAGUUUAAUCUGCCUGUUCCAGCGACUGAGUAGCCUACCUCAUAUUACUACUCUAGAUUAUGAAUUGAUAAAGAACAGAAAAGAACUGUAUUGCACUACCUACCCAUACCUGUUAGAUAAAAUGAAACCCUACAUAAUGAAGUGUAUACCCUAUAACCCUUAUAACCCUAUGACAAUGAAACGAAAUGAAUAGUACC
Myxozyma melibiosi is the source of this 5110-nucleotide messenger RNA. RefSeq names its product proteasome stabiliser-domain-containing protein. The transcript has 7 exons. The coding region runs from base 93 to 4946 and encodes 1617 amino acids. Gene Ontology annotation, cellular component: nucleus; cytoplasm. NCBI's taxonomy places the organism in Eukaryota, Fungi, Ascomycota, Lipomycetes, Lipomycetales, Lipomycetaceae. The record is from RefSeq and is a predicted model, not a curated record. Gene Ontology annotation, molecular function: molecular adaptor activity. Gene Ontology annotation, biological process: proteasome assembly.